Messenger RNA from Ipomoea nil (Japanese morning glory), 639 nucleotides. RefSeq lists its product as uncharacterized. The transcript has a single exon. Lineage: Eukaryota; Viridiplantae; Streptophyta; Magnoliopsida; Solanales; Convolvulaceae. The coding region runs from base 1 to 639 and encodes 212 amino acids. The record is from RefSeq and is a predicted model, not a curated record.
AUGGGUUCGGAUUCGGAUCGUGUUGAUGCACUUGUUAGUAAGUUGGCUCUUGAAUUUAAAGUUCGUGAUAUGGGGGUUCCUUCUUUCUUUUUGGGAAUUGAAACUGUUCAAUUAUCUAGUGGCAUGCUCUUGUCACAACAGCGUUACAUGAAGGAUAUUCUCAAACGAGCAGGAAUGGUUGACUGCAAGCCGGUUGCCACUCCAAUUUCCUCUGCCAAAACCGUGGACAACCCUGUGGUUCCGUAUGCCGAUCCAACUCAUUACCACAGCCUUGCCGGUGCUCUGCAGUAUCUUACAGUAACUCGUCCUGAUCUCUCUUAUGCUGUUAACCGUUUGUGUCAGCACAUGCAUGCCCCUACCACUGCAGACUGGGCGACUUUGAAGAGGGUUCUGCAUUAUGUCAAUGGGACUCUCAAUCUUGGUGUCCACAUAUCUCUUUCUGAUUAUUUUGACAUUCAUGCCUACUCUGACUCGGAUUGGGCUGGCAAUCCGGAUGAUCAGAAGUCCACUAGUUGCUUUGUUGUGUUUUUGGGGAAGAAUCUUAUAUCCUUGGUGUGCCGCAAGCAACGGACUGUGGCUCGUUCAUCUACUGAAGCUGAGUACAAGGGGUUAGCUGAUGUGUCUGCUGAGGUCACCUGA